CCAUCUCCUGAUACCGCAUCCGGUUCCACCAGUCCUCCAGACACGGGAGUUGACAUAUCAUCUACCGACUAUGCACAUAGGCGUAGAGAGCUCAUGAAAAUGAUGGCUGACCUCAAAUCCAUGGGUGCCGAGGCGCUCAUCGACUUACCAUCCGUAGUCGUCAUUGGUGGCCAAUCAGCGGGUAAAAGCUCACUCGUUGAAGCCGUCAGUGGGAUCAAUGUCCCGCGGGACAGCGGAACAUGUACAAGAUGCCCCAUGGAAUGUACAAUGUCUAGUCACGCCACGUCAUGGUCCUGCUCUAUCACUUUACGAUUGAGCUUUGAUAGUAGCGGUAAAGACAUGGCAAAGACUGUUACAGUGCCCUUUGGUCGAACGAUUACUGACAGAAAUGAGGUCGAGGUUUGGCUGCGUCGUGCCCAGUCAGCCAUUCUCAACCCGAACCUCCCUUCUUCGAGUUUCCACACGAAGACCAUCGAGGAACUCAGGAGCACAAAGAACACACUAAAGUUCUCCCGAAACGUGGUGUGUGUCUCCAUUGAAGACCCCGAUGCGACAGACCUGUCCUUCUAUGAUCUACCGGGUUUGAUUCAGAAUGAAGAAGCCGAGACUGUUGCCCUCGUGAAAGGUUUGGCGGAACAUUACACUAAGAAAAAGAACACCAUCAUAUUGACUACCAUUCCCAUGAGUGAUGAUAUGGAAAAUCAACAAUCCAUGAGUCUUGCCAGGGCCGCAGACCCUGACGGAAAGCGAACAAUUGGUGUCCUUACUAAACCUGACACGCUCGGUACCGGUGCUAUCAACCAACGCAGAAGAUGGGUAGAAAUCAUCGAGGGUCGUUCGGAGGACCAUAAAUUGAGGCACGGCUUUUACUGUGUGCGUCUUCCUGACGAUGCCGAACGCUCGCAACGCCUGUCUCGUGCUGAAUUGCAAAGGCGUGCUGCUGAAUAUUUCGAUACAACGUCUCCCUGGAAUGGUGUGACCGACCGUCAUCGGUUCGGAAUUCCAGGUUUUGUUUCGGAUGUCAGCCGACUGCUCAUCCAGCUGAUCGAGGAAGCUUUACCACGCCUCAGAGAAGAUAUCGACAAGCUCCUUGCCCAAUGUAACAAGGAACUCGAUGGAUUACCCCCGCCACUUGCAGAUGACCCACAGAUCGAGGUUUUGGGACGUGUUAAUACAUUUUGCGACGUCUUCAAGGGCUAUGUGAAUGGAAGUCACGAAGACAAACGUCUUGCGCAGCGGAAUCGCGCACUCUAUGCCAUCUUUAAAAGGGAUAUACGCGGCACUGCUCCUGACUUUAGGCCUCUUGAAAAUCCGGAAGAUUGUCGUCCACUGGAUGAUACCGAGGGGAAGAUGAUUCUUACUGAACGAGAUCCUGGAGUGAAAACGAUGGGUAUAUAUGAGAUCAGCAAAGUUAUCCAAGAGGCAAUUGGAUGGGAGCUUCCAAACAACGUACCAUAUCAAGCAAAGGCGAACCUCAUCGCUGGAUUCAUCAAACUCUGGGUUGCUCCGUCUGAGCGCUGUCUCGCUGGCGUCAAUGAUGUGCUCGACCAAGUCAUUGACACACUCAUUGGCAUCCAUUUUGGACGCUUCAGAGUCCUUGAGGGUUAUGUUGGUAAUUUGAUCAGAACUCAGGUUGAUAUCUGCAAGGCGCUCGCCAAAGAAGCCGUCAAAAAAGCUUUGGAUUUGGAAACUACCCCAUACUAUACUCAAAACACGCACUAUCUUCAAACACUCAGCGAAAAAUGGCUGGCCUACUAUAAGGUAGUUCGCCAUGGACCCAAGAAUUAUCGCGCACCGGUUGCAUCUGAGUAUCGCGGCGAGUCUCCCCAGUCCAAAGCUUUGAGGGCUCUUGCAGAGGCUGGGUAUGCAAAUAUUAGCAUACCAGAUCUUGCGCGUCUGUUACCUCCCGACUCGCGCGAGAAAGAGCUAAUUGUGAUGGCUGAUGUUCGGGCUUAUUAUCACGUUGCCUACAAGCGCGUUAUUGACCAUAUUCCUCUGACGAUCGAGCAUGCCCUCCACCAUGCCCUGGCGGAACAACUGUCGCAGAGCCUUCUUACGAGCUUGCUGACCGAUGUUGCAUCUGGGUCCAAUUUCUCAGAGCGUAUGAACGAGUUGGUCAGCGAAGACCCUUCUAUUGCUCAGAAACGAGCAUCGCUCUCCACAAGGAAACAACGCCUAUCAGACAUUCGCCGGAGACUCGUGACUUUCGGCAAUAAUGUUUAAUUGCUGCGAGGGGGUUACGAUGUAUUUUUGUCUGUUAGACUUCCGUGCAAAUAUAGAUCUUCCGUUUUGUUGACCUCCUGUUGACCUCUG
Molecule: messenger RNA, 2313 nt
Organism: Suillus discolor
Lineage: Eukaryota; Fungi; Basidiomycota; Agaricomycetes; Boletales; Suillaceae
Product: P-loop containing nucleoside triphosphate hydrolase protein
Exons: 12
Coding region: 94-2223 (709 amino acids)
Cellular component (GO): microtubule; membrane; cytoplasm
Molecular function (GO): GTPase activity; microtubule binding; GTP binding
Source: RefSeq, a predicted model, not a curated record